Molecule: messenger RNA, 1113 nt
Organism: Sitophilus oryzae (rice weevil)
Lineage: Eukaryota; Metazoa; Arthropoda; Insecta; Coleoptera; Curculionidae
Product: heat shock protein beta-1
Exons: 4
Coding region: 162-815 (217 amino acids)
Biological process (GO): protein refolding; response to heat
Molecular function (GO): protein folding chaperone
Source: RefSeq, a predicted model, not a curated record
AAAAAAACCCGGCGAGGCUCAGUUUCAGCAAAUUCCUCUGCUGCCGAGCAUUUAUUUUGCGCGCCGACGAAUCUUAUACACGGUGGACUAGAAAAAAGUGCUGUUGCAGUGCCGUAUCGAGGAUUUAUCGUUAAUUUCCAGGAAUAAAAGAAUCCAGAGCCAUGGCAGAGAGCCGAAGAGAUAUCCCAAUCAAAUUGGGCGAUUUCAGUGUUAUCGAUACCGAAUUCUCCAGUAUUCGUGAGCGUUUUGACGCCGAAAUGCGUAAAAUGGAGGAAGAAAUGAGCAAAUUCAGGUCGGAAUUGAUGAACAGGGAGAGCAACAACUUCUUCAAGAGCACCACCAGGUCUUACGAGUCUGAGGUGGUUAAGGAAGGAAAAAACGAAAAACAUUCGUCUAGCAAGUCCUCCUCUUCAAGUACCACCACCCAGUCUUCAAACACCAGUGGCUCCGACUUGGCACACAGAGGCGGCGCUCCUGGGGCUGAAUUACGUACCUGGUACGACGAUUUGAACUCUCCCCUGAUUCAGAGUGACGGAAAUGACAAAAGCUUGAAGCUCAGAUUCGAUGUCAGCCAGUACGCACCAGAAGAAAUUGUAGUCAAAACUGUCGACAAUAAAUUAUUGGUCCAUGCCAAGCAUGAAGAAAAAACAGAAUCCAAAUCCGUCUACAGGGAAUACAACCGGGAAUUCUUGCUGCCCAAGGGAACCAACCCCGAACUGAUCAAAUCCUCUCUGAGCAAAGACGGCGUUUUGACAGUUGAGGCGCCGUUGCCGGCUAUCACGUCAGGAGAGAAACUCAUCCCCAUCCAACACUGAAGAAACGAAGUUUCUUAAUUUUUUUCGAUAUUACUCAUUAAUAUAUAUUUUUUGUAUUUGAUUAUUGAUGAUUCAAAACUCUUUGAAUAUGUAGAUUUUUUUUCGGAUGUUGCACAAAGAUCUAAUAUUUUUGAAAAAGAUAUAGUUUAGGUUUUGGUUCAUCAUAACGAUUAUUUAUCAGUUUUUUUUUGCGUAAAAAAGUUUCUUAGAAUAUUGUACGUUUUAUUUAAAUGACUUUCUUUGUUAUAUACAAUUAAACUGACAAAAAAUUAAUAUAUUGUGUUAUAUAAGCCUAAAA